AUGGAGAGGUUGGAGAUGGAGAAAAGGCUUCUUGAUGCUGCCUUAGAAGGCGAUGAAAAAACUCUAUAUGAGUUGCUUAAAGAAGACAAACUGGUGCUUCAUAGAGUUUCUCCUUCUUGUCCCAAUUUCAAUCCUAUACAAAUAGCAAUAAUUCGAGGGCAUCAAAGAUUUGUUGAAGCAAUUUUGGAUCAUAAUCCUGAGCUAUUGGGGAACCUUGAAUAUUCAGGUAAAAAAUGGUCGUCCCUUCACUUGGCAUCGGUUAGAGGUCAUCCGAGAAUUGUUGAAGCAUUGGUAAAUGCUAAUCCUGAUAUGUGUUUCGAUUGUGAUCAAGAUGGAAGGAACCCUCUUCAUGUUGCUACCAUGAAAGGCAAAGUUGGAGUGUUGGAACUGUUGGUUCAUGCAAGGCCUUUUGCAGCUCGGGAAAAGACUAAACGUGGGGAGACCAUCUUGCAUUUGUGUGUGAAGUAUCAUCAGUUCGAAGCACUGAAGAAGGUGGGGGAGGCCGUGGAUGAUGAUGAAUUCUUGAAUCAAAAAGAUGGUAAAGGCCUUACCAUAUUGCAUUUGGCUGUUAUUGGCAAGCAAAUUGAUGUACGACAAUGUUAG
Molecule: messenger RNA, 603 nt
Organism: Coffea eugenioides
Lineage: Eukaryota; Viridiplantae; Streptophyta; Magnoliopsida; Gentianales; Rubiaceae
Product: ankyrin repeat-containing protein ITN1-like
Exons: 1
Coding region: 1-603 (200 amino acids)
Cellular component (GO): plasma membrane
Molecular function (GO): protein phosphatase 1 binding; protein phosphatase regulator activity
Source: RefSeq, a predicted model, not a curated record